AUGAACUGGGCCUUGGUUAGUUUCCUGAGCGUGUUUGUAAAGCUUGCCCUUUCUUGUGACGAGUUUGACGUUAGGCCGGUUACCUAUUCUUCAAGUGAAGCAGUUCUUUCCACUGAAACCAUAAUUUUGAUCGAAGGUGAAGCCAAGUGUAAAGGAAAGGGAUCAUCAAGUCUGUACGCUGAGUUAAAUGGAGCUCUUCAACCAGUUGCUCGUCAUAUUGAAACUGACCAUUUUCAAGUAUCGUUCGUCUUCAAUCACAAAGAUGUGCCUAAAGGAGAAUAUGUUGUCCGGUUUUAUAAUGAAAAAGGUGUAACGGCCUACCUGAGAUCUUUGAAAGGUGGUUUUGUAUCUGACGUACCUCCUGUCUUCACAGUCACCGUUCGACAUAAAGGAAUCUCAUUCAAGCCUGUUGUUUAUUCCGAAACAGUGGCACUAUUAACCAUUAUGUUAAUAGCAUUUGGAGCUAUAAUUACGAAAAACAAGUUCUAG
Schistosoma rodhaini is the source of this 489-nucleotide messenger RNA. NCBI's taxonomy places the organism in Eukaryota, Metazoa, Platyhelminthes, Trematoda, Strigeidida, Schistosomatidae. The record is from the annotation of a GenBank genome assembly.